UGAAAGAACAAUCAAAAUAGAAAAGCUAUUGAAAUGAAUUUUAUUUUUGAGAAAAUUGUUUACGAAUGUAAGCAAAGACAGGCCCAUUCUUAAGCCAAUUUUAAAAAAUUUGCAAAAUUGAUUGCGCUUGCAAUUUUCAAAAGAAAAAAACCGUGAAACCCAAUACAAGAAACAAGAAACAUGCCGGAACUCAUCUAAAUCCACGAUUAAGCUUUUCCAGUUUUUCGCUCGAACUGCAUAAAUCGUGAAUAGAUCUCACUCAUGCAAUACAGGCAGCUGCACUUAAUGGAUAACAAUUAUUUUGCUCUAUCAAGGAAUUACAGUCUUUGGAGCCUUACCUGCGGGCGAGGAGUCGGUAUUGUGCACUUAUACCAAAAGUUUUUGCUGAAGAACUUAUUUGAAGAUUUUAGAGGGAGAAUAUGGCAUGAAAGAAUAUUUUUACGGAAGCCUUACGGAAGAGUUUCAAAACGUCAAGGCUCAAAACCUCAGGACUUACGAGAGGAUUUACCAAAUUCGCAGAGCUGCAGUGACGGCAUGCGUAGAAGAUUUUGGUCAACCUUCUAGGGCCUCGCCCUCUAUGGAAUAUUUGGAACCACUUAGAAAUAAUAUUUAAAGACGGUGAUAUCGUUACAUAUGUAAUUCGGUAUUCACUGACUAUUUGUAUUGGCUGUAAAGGAGAUUCACAAUUUUGGAUAUUAUUUAGCUCUUUUCUACAAUAUAUACCUCAAAAUAAAUAUUAUGAUCUCAAAAAUUCUAAAGACAAAAAUAGAAAAAUUGCCACUAGAGGGUGUUUUUCGAGUGAGUCGAAUAUUCGGUUGACAUAAUCACUCGGCAGAGUCAGAGAGAUGCCACUGCCGCUAUGAAGCAGAAUGUCGAAAAAAAAUCGGAUGAGUCUAUCCGCCAUCGCCGCAACAAUUGAAGUUGUGCCCAUCCAAAGAAUAUUGAUUUGUAGUCUUAGAAAAUCCAACAUACGAAAAAAUAUAAGACGAACGACGAUAAAAGCGUUGCACAUGGUGUGAAUGGACCCAAACCGAGAUGGCGACUGAUCCUGAUGCUUGCAGUGACUACGGAACUAUGUAAAUAGAACCAUGAGUAAUGACUUUUUGUGACUGCAUUGGAGGAUGUUGAUGUGGACGAUCUUUGGUUCCAAUAAGACGGCACUACAUGGCAUACAAGCAUUUAUUUAAGGAAACUUUUGGUGGGCAUAGGCCUGUAGUAUGAUCUCUGAGAUAGUGCGCUUUAACACCGCUGGACUAUUUUUAUGAGGUUAUGUAUACGCAAAUAAGCAAUUGAAGUCUUGAAAAAUAAUAUUCGGUGCGGUAUUGCUGACAUACGGUAGCAAAUGAUGCGAAAGUGGUCGAAGAGUGGGUCCCUUAGCUGGAUUUCAUUCGCUCACCUGUUUGAAAUCAUUUUUAAAAUAUUAUAUAAAACUCUUAUGUUCAGAAUUAAGCUAAAUGUUUGGCAUUAACAAUAAAUUAU
Ceratitis capitata (Mediterranean fruit fly) is the source of this 1479-nucleotide messenger RNA. RefSeq lists its product as uncharacterized. The transcript is spliced from 3 exons. The coding region runs from base 262 to 564 and encodes 100 amino acids. The record is from RefSeq and is a predicted model, not a curated record. Lineage: Eukaryota; Metazoa; Arthropoda; Insecta; Diptera; Tephritidae.